Molecule: messenger RNA, 2841 nt
Organism: Nelumbo nucifera (sacred lotus)
Lineage: Eukaryota; Viridiplantae; Streptophyta; Magnoliopsida; Proteales; Nelumbonaceae
Source: RefSeq, a predicted model, not a curated record
UCCGAGUCCUACCCGUAUGGGUAUUUUCCAACAGGUCGUCCUUCAACACUCAGUUUGUGGGCUGUUGUUUACUACUCGAAUUUGUCCGAGAGUUCAAUUGCUGGGCAGAAGAGUUCCCUCCUUUAUUCGCCGAUCUGUUCUACCGUCUUUGUUUCAAGAAAAGUGGUGCCCCACUUCAGCGUCGCCGUUGAUUGAGCAAAAGUUCGUCGUUUGCUACUCGCUGCAACUAUCGCGCUUCCUGAAUCCUGAGACGAAACCUCUGUUUUAUUUGAAGAGACGAAGCCUCUGUUUUUUCAUUUUUCAUUUACCAAAAAAUUCGGUUGAGGGUGGAUUUUCAUAUAAGGGUAGUUUUGUCAUUUAACAAAACCCUAAUGCUUGUGUUGAUAUAACGCUCAACUGCUAGGGCUGCUUUGUUCUUCUCGUUUCUCACUGGUUUCUCAAGAGGCGACGGAGAAAGGAGUGAGUUUGAGCCUGUGAAAACCCUGCAGCCGUGGUGGGUUCUUCGUGUGUUUUAACUCAUCCUUAUUUAAUUUCUAGGUUUAUAGCCUAUUCGACGUCUCCACAGAACGACUUCUCGUAUUGAUGAUUUCUUUCUUGAAUUCGAAGAUUGUUCUUUGUUUGAAUAUACAAUUUCUCUUGAAAAAAUUUUACUGGUGAACGUUUCCAAGGACUAAGAAGACGUAGUAGAGCAAAGAGUGCAGGAAGCACACUGUACAAGAGGGGGAAGGAUAGUUUGUCUGCAUAGGGGAAGCGUCGCUAUGAUUGUAAACAGUCAGGUUAUGGUGGGCAAACCAAACUUGUCUUCCAUAAGAAGAGCAUACAGUCCAAAGUGGUAAUAUUUCAGAUUACCGUUCGAACUCAUCUUGUGGUAUUUAUCUCUCAUUGCAGCAUCAUAUUACGUAUUUGAGGCUACAUAGAAAACAAGAUGGAGCAUGAUUUGCUUGAGUACCAGGGAUGCCACCCAACCUUGCUAGAUCGCCUUCAAGCAGAAGCAGAUGAAGUCAAAGCCUUGAUGGGGGAAAACAGUUGGGGCAACGUCAUACGCUUGUCUAGAGUCACUCUUAAUUGGCCAUUGUUGAAAGCUGCCUUCCAAUGCUGGGACUGUGAGAAAUUGGUGUUUUGCUUCGGAGAUAACCAUAUGUGCCCUACCCUUGAAGAGAUUGCCUACAUGUUGCAAAUGCAAUUAGAAGAUGAAAUUCUUUUUCCCGUUGCCAAGCAGGGGUACCGCACUGAGCUAGCUAAUUAUCUGCGAUGCAAGAGGACUCACCUUGAAAUGAUUAAUGAAAAUGCGGUCUCCAUAGAGUUCUUGGUGAAACGAAGUGCGACCACCUUACAACAUGACAAUCCUACCAAAGAAACUGAAGGAAAGAACCAUGCACUUGUUCUGGCCAUUGUGGGGCAUUUACUAUUCCCCCAAGAUCGAGACUCAAUCAACCUCCGAUUGAUUACUCCACUUCGACAGCUAGAAGAGCUCAAGCAAAACCCAAGAAACUUGACUCGAGUCGCUCUAGUACCCAUGGUUUUGGCUGAGAUAUUACGUAGUCUGACUGCAGUAAAAGCUUCUGGUACUUGGCCAUUUCAAGGAUCCCUACAACUUCUCCAGCUUUGGUUGAUCCAGCAUUUGCCCUUCCUAGUGAUUACUAAUAUCGAUAGUACACCUCUUUCUCCCGGGCCGACAGACAAAAUUGUUGAGGUCCUCACCCACUCACAACCUGCCUAUCUCACACCUGAAGACUACCAUCGAAGGCUCCAAAUGGUUCGAGAAGAAGAAAUCCAAUGGAAGAUAGGAAUAUCUAUCCAGAAUGGUUGCACACAACCCCGCUUGGCAGCAGAAGGCAGGCAAAGCAUGGUUUUGGCAGGUCUAUAUGGUUCUAUUCAAUACAUCCCACUCCUAGUGCUAAGGCAGUUUGGUUAUAAGCAGAUAGUCCCCACCUACGACGCCAUUUCUGGAGAAGCCAUCAACUUUGAAAAACAUUGUGGUACCGUGGAACGUCGCUUCAAGGGACUUUGGGCAUCAAGCAAGAGAGAAUUAGCCAUUUCCCCAGCCACUCCAUUGUGCUCUUGUGAACCAUUUUAUUACCAAUGGUUGCAAAAUUCAGGUAUCUCACCUCCUUCAGUACCACCACCUGGUAUACCUACACCCGUUAAGCCUCCAUCACCACCAGUUAUACGUAUACCUACACCCGUUAAGCCUCCAUCUGAAGAUCCUGCACGUAUUAAGCCUCCAUCUGAAGGUACUAUAUCAAAAGAAUCCCUUAAACCUGUUAAGCCUCCAUCUGAAGGUACUAUAUCAAAAGAAUCUCUUAAACCCAUUAAGCCUCCAUCCGAAGGUACCAUAUCAAAAGAAUCCCUUAAACCCGUUAAGCCUCCAUCUGAAGAUACUAAAUCAAAAGAAUCUCUCAAACGCCCGUUGGAAGAACCAUUUCUGCAAGCUAUUCUUGGUCUUCACAAGCAAAUCAAGAAGAUUAAAAAGCAGGAGACGCCGAGUGCACGAGAAAAAUGUUUGCAAGAAGAAUUGGUGCGAGCACAGACUGAUCUAGAGGAAGUAGAGAUGGCCCUGAAACAGGCCAAAGAAAAGCUAGAUAGAGUUCUCCGAGAGAAGAAUGAAGCUAACUUACGCGCCCAACAGCUUCAGAAGGAAGCAGUUGGAGUCUUCAAGCGCAUGCAAGUCCAUGCCACCAGAGAUGUAAUUGCAACAGCAUGGAUGAGUAGGCGAAUUGCCAAGUUAGAAGACGCACUUCGGCAGCAUGGCAUUGAGAUCCCACCCCCUCUUCCCUGUCCACUUGAACUGUGAUGAUUAAUAGAAUGUUUUGAUAACCACUGUUCUAAAUAGAUCUUCAA